CCCUACAGGACGCGAGUGUCAUGGAAGCUGUAUACUAUCAGGCGCCCAGGCAAUUCGAAUUACGCAAAGUGCCCAUUCCUGUCCCUGGAGACGCUGAGGUACUCUUCAAAGUUGUGUGUUGCGGCGUAUGCGGUACAGAUGGACAUGUGCACGAAGGCGAAUUCAUCGCGAAAUUCCCUCUUAUCCCAGGUCACGAAGUUGUGGGAGUGAUUGAGAGCUGGGGUAAGAAUGUCACUGGCUUCGUCAAAGGCGACCGAUGUGUCGCCGACCCCGGCAUCACUUGUGGCGAGUGCUUCUAUUGUCGCAGAGGGAAGACUAUACUGUGCGAGAAUUUCCUGGGUGUCGGCGUCUCCUGCGACGGAGGCUUCGCAGAAUACUGCACAUUCGCCGCAAACAAGGUGUACAAGAUCCAUAGCCUUUCGGACGAGGAGGCAACGCUCGUCGAGCCCGCCGCGUGCGCCAUCCAUGGGCUCGACCAGCUCAACCCCGGUGUCGGUCUCGAAGCCCUCGUGAUCGGUGCGGGUCCCACAGGCCUCAUCCUCGCGCAGCUCCUCAAGCAGAAUGGCGCGGCUCGCAUAGUCGUCGCCGCGAACAAGGGCAUCAAGACGCAGGUCGCGCGGGAGCUUGGUGCUGCGGACGAGUACGUCGAGCUCGACCGCGCAGACGCUGGGCCCCAGUGGGAGCAGCUCAAGAAGGAGAACCCGUACGGUUUCGACGUUGUCGUGGAGGCGACGGGCUCGGAGAAGGUCGCAAACGAUGCGAUACAUUACGUCAGACGGGGCGGCACACUCAUGGUUUAUGGUGUGUACGACAACGCGGCGAGGGUACAUUGGCCGCCAUCCAAGAUAUUUGUCGACGAGAUCCGGAUUAUCGGCUCGUUCGCGCAGGCCCAUUGUUUUCCUCGCGCGGUGGCUUACCUCGAUAGCGGGAAGAUCAAGGUGAAGGGAAUGGUAACGGACGUGUUCAAGAUCAGCCAAUACCAGGAAGCGCUAGAUAAGAUGAAUAGUCGAGAUGCGGUUAAGAUCGUCGUGAAACCCUGAGUAGACGGCAGCCAUGUUAUACAUGAUACAUGUAUGUAUAGGACACAUUGUUCUAGUUCUAUAUACCUUUCAUAACUCUCAGGACGCCAAGGACUAGUACACUAAGAUUGUCCAGAUGCAACGUGGACCCCGAGAAAGCCCUGAGAUAUUGCGGGAAAGUCGGCGAAGGAGUGUCCCGUGCAGCUCAAGCAGAACCUUCGCCGCGCUGAAAUACAGGCGAAUAUCUGUGAUGCAGUAAUGACUCCGAAAUCACGGACUCGCAGCACAAAACACCUAAACCAUUCCCCCUCGUCGCCUCGCCCGCGUACAAAGCUGUGGCAGCCGAGCAGCCCGAGGUCACGGUCGUGAACAUCAACGCCGAGACGCAGCCGUCGAUAUUGCGGUGCGCGCACUACGACGUGAGCGACCCGCGCGUGCUCGGCGCGCUCGCGCGCUUCCUCGAGGCCGAGGAUGCGCUCCUCGUCAGCGUCGCGCUUUCGCCGCGGCACCUCGCCGUCGUCGCCGCCCUCCGCGACGGCUGGGUCGAGCGCUUCCAACGCACGGUGCAGGUCGAGUGGCCGCCUGCGUGGAGGUGCGUACGCGAGCCAAGGGGAUGCGACGUAUCGCUCAGUGGUGAUCCACAGAUUUCA
Molecule: messenger RNA, 1669 nt
Organism: Phanerochaete carnosa HHB-10118-sp
Lineage: Eukaryota; Fungi; Basidiomycota; Agaricomycetes; Polyporales; Phanerochaetaceae
Exons: 8
Coding region: 21-1040 (339 amino acids)
Molecular function (GO): zinc ion binding; oxidoreductase activity
Source: RefSeq, a predicted model, not a curated record